Molecule: messenger RNA, 1984 nt
Organism: Cuscuta campestris
Lineage: Eukaryota; Viridiplantae; Streptophyta; Magnoliopsida; Solanales; Convolvulaceae
Source: the annotation of a GenBank genome assembly
CCGAAAUGAAUGGUACAAGUUGGAUGGAGUUUUUGGUCACGAAGACAAUAAUCUCAGCCAAAUUUUUCUCAAAGAAGUCAGCCAUUUAAUCCCUGGGAUUUUCCUUGGACAAAAUGCAACUGUAUUUGCUUAUGGGGCAACUGGGAGUGGAAAAACCUAUACCAUGCAGGGAAGUGCCGAGACACCAGGUCUAAUCCCACUUGCAAUGGAAUCAAUUCUUUCCAUUCGUCAAAGCACUCGAAGUACCGUGUCCAUCUCAUACUAUGAGAUUUACAUGGACAGAUGCUAUGAUUUGCUAGAAUUGAAAAAUAAGGAAGUUGCUAUAUUGGAUGACAAAGAUGGGAAGGUUCAUCUGAAAGGACUUGCAGAAGUUGAAGUUAGCUCAAUGAAUGGCUUUUAUGAGGUAUUCAAUGUUGCAACUCAGAGGAGAAAAGUUGCCCAUACCAAUGUUAAUGAUCUCUCUAGCCGGAGCCACUGUGCUCUUGUUAUAUCUGUUUCCACACCUGGUCAUGAAAAUUCAGGAGAUCUUAUCACUGGGAAACUUAAUAUCAUUGAUUUAGCAGGAAAUGAAGAUAACAAGAAGACUUGCAAUGAGGGAAUUCGGCUCCAAGAGAGUGCCAAGAUAAACCAGUCCCUUUUUGCAUUGUCAAAUGUCAUUCAUGCAUUGAAUAACAGCCAACUGCGAAUACCUUAUAGAGAAAGCAAAUUGACGCGUGUGCUACAGGAUUCGCUUGGAGGAACAAGUCGGGCUUUAAUGAUUUCUUGUUUGAACCCUGGAGAGUACCAGGAGUCCGUUCAUACGGUCAGUUUAGCAGCAAGGUCAAGGCACAUUUCUAAUUCUUUAACUUCAGCUAGAAAAGAAACUCCUAAGGUUAAAGUUGAUAUGGAAGCAAAGCUCCGUGCUUGGCUUGACUCAAGAGGUAAGACAAAAAGUGCACAAAAGCCAAAGGUGUAUGCUUCUCCAUUAACUAGCAAAACUCCAAAUUCACUGAUAAAAAGAGUUGAUGUGCAUCCAAGUUCAUCUAAAGCUAAAUUGUUUAGCAAUCAGGGUGCUUCAAAUUUAAAGCACAGGACUCCUGAUGUUGCUUUUAGAAGCCUAAUUAGCAGUGGACAUCGUUUUGUCUCAGCUACGGAGGCACUAAACCUUGCGGAUGCUAGAAGAAAUACAGAAAAGAAGCUUGAAGUUUCAGAAGAUAGAGGACAAGGGUUCGAUGAUAGUAAAUCUGAUCAAGUGGCAAGGGAUGAGAAAAUUGGAAAUGUUGAAUCAGUGAACCCCAUAAGACCAUCACCGUAUUUUAUGAAAAGUAAUGCAUUUCAGAGUCCACCAAGGAAAGCCCUUUCUCCCAUUCACACCAACAUAAGCAUUGAGAGUAUUUCCGCCAAGAAGAGAAAUGUCUCACUUACUGAUUUGAAGAACAAUGUGGAUAGUACACUUCAAGUGCUCCGAACACCACUUGAAAAAAUCAAUGCACAAAGUUCCAACCUUAAGAGCUUUUUUGCUGAGGAGUACAUUGAAUUCUUGAACACAGCAAGCAGGGAGGAACUGCUGGAGAUAAGGGGUAUAGGAAAUAAACUUGCUGACUAUAUACUUGAACUAAGAGAAGGCAGCCCUUUGAAAACGCUUAAUGAUUUGGAGAAGUUGGGACUUUCUUUAAAACAGGUGAAAAACCUGUUUGGUAACGCUGCAAAAGUCUUAUUAUUUGAAUAAGUCUGGGUUUGUAUACUCACACAUUGUUGUGUGUAUCAUUGGGUUGACACUCUUAUCCAUUGAGUGUUUGGUCAAGCUGUGCCUGUUGACUGACAUAAUUCAGUUUAUCUUCUUCAAUGAUCUUAAUGUGUCAUUUGACCUUUUAAGCUGAAGAUCUGACUUUAGUAAGUGUAUUGGCUGCUUCUUCUGUAUAUCAGUAUUCAAGCUUAACGUUCCAACUCGAAAAAUAUUGAGUAAUACAUCAUUUGUUUAAGGUAAGAAAUAGAAUUUAAUUUU